GUCUCCAAGUGCAAUUGUUGUGUGGAAGCGGAAAGCAAAUCAUUGCUAAAGAGAACAAGCGUUUGCGCGUGUAUAUGGAAUACCUUAAUUCGCGCUUUUGAUUCCACCAACUCGCUUUUUCCGUCUAGCGUGAUGCGAUGGCUCGCUUUGGAGACGAUCUGCCCACCCGCUAUGGAGGUCCAGCGGGCGCCGGGAGAGGGGGAGCCCGGGCAGGAGGUCCCUCGGGCGGUCAAAGAAUGUACAAACAGUCGAUGGCUCAGAGAGCCAGGACAAUGGCUUUAUAUAAUCCUAAACAAACCAAACAGAACUGCUUCACUGUCAACCGCUCUUUGUUCAUCUUCAGUGAGGACAAUGUCUUCAGAAAAUACGCCAAAAGAAUAACCGAAUGGCCUCCAUUUGAGUACCUGAUCCUCACUACCAUCAUCGCCAACUGCAUCGUACUGGCCCUCGAACAGCAUCUCCCCGCCAUGGACAAGACCCCCAUGUCUGAACGCCUGGACGACACAGAGCCCUACUUUAUCGGAAUAUUCUGUUUCGAGGCCGGCAUUAAGAUCAUCGCCUUGGGCUUUGUGUUUCACAAAGGCUCUUACCUACGCAACGGCUGGAACGUAAUGGACUUUGUGGUCGUUCUGACAGGGAUUUUAACCACACUGGGUUCGCAGUUUGACUUAAGAACGUUGCGGGCCGUCAGAGUGCUGAGACCCCUCAAACUGGUGUCUGGAAUCCCAAGUCUUCAAGUAGUAUUAAAGUCCAUUAUGAAGGCCAUGGUUCCCCUUCUUCAGAUUGGACUGCUGCUCUUCUUUGCCAUAGUUAUGUUUGCCAUCAUCGGCGUCGAGUUCUACAUGGGCAAAUUCCACUUUACCUGCUUUAAAGUGGAUACAGGAGAAAAGGUUGGAGAUUACCCAUGUGGAGCAGAACGUCCUUCAAGAGUGUGUCCCAAUGGAACAAUAUGUAGGGAGUACUGGACAGGACCCAACUUCGGCAUCACCAAUUUUGAUAACAUCCUCUUUGCCAUCCUCACAGUCUUCCAGUGCAUCACCAUGGAAGGAUGGACCGAUGUACUAUACCAUGCCAAUGAUGCCUCGGGAAACACCUGGAACUGGCUGUACUUCAUCCCUCUCAUCAUCAUUGGCUCCUUUUUCAUGCUUAACCUCGUCCUGGGUGUCUUAUCAGGGUCUGUGGAGGAUGCAGUCAACAUGAGACUGCAUUUCAUCCUGCAGCAUCUGGUAGUGAGACUGGGGAAAUUCAUGUCAAACAGCUGCACCACCAGCACUGGUGCUCAGGGUUGCCUUCUAAAGUUUGUGGAUGACACUGUAGUCAUCGGCCUCAUCCAGGACGGAGACGAUUCUGCUUACAGAUAA
Messenger RNA from Sinocyclocheilus anshuiensis, 1361 nucleotides. Its product is annotated as probable voltage-dependent N-type calcium channel subunit alpha-1B. Gene Ontology annotation, molecular function: high voltage-gated calcium channel activity. Gene Ontology annotation, cellular component: neuronal cell body; membrane; voltage-gated calcium channel complex. The coding region runs from base 138 to 1361 and encodes 407 amino acids. The record is from RefSeq and is a predicted model, not a curated record. NCBI's taxonomy places the organism in Eukaryota, Metazoa, Chordata, Actinopteri, Cypriniformes, Cyprinidae. Gene Ontology annotation, biological process: calcium ion import across plasma membrane; chemical synaptic transmission. The transcript has 10 exons.